Molecule: messenger RNA, 246 nt
Organism: Trichoplax adhaerens
Lineage: Eukaryota; Metazoa; Placozoa; Uniplacotomia; Trichoplacea; Trichoplacidae
Exons: 3
Biological process (GO): spliceosomal snRNP assembly; mRNA splicing, via spliceosome
Cellular component (GO): U1 snRNP; catalytic step 2 spliceosome
Molecular function (GO): RNA binding
Source: RefSeq, a predicted model, not a curated record
ACCGUUCCUAUUAAUCCUAAACCCUUCUUAAAUGGUCUUACUGGCAAGCCAGUACUAGUCAAAUUGAAAUGGGGUAUGGAUUAUAAAGGCUUCCUGGUUUCUGUAGAUAAUUACAUGAAUUUACAGUUGGCAAAUACAGAAGAGUAUGUGGAAGGAGCACUUACAGGCAACUUGGGCGAGGUUUUGAUCAGAUGUAAUAAUGUUUUAUAUGUGCGUGAAAUCGACGAAGAAGAUGGAGAAGCUUAA